Messenger RNA from Racocetra persica, 432 nucleotides. Lineage: Eukaryota; Fungi; Glomeromycota; Glomeromycetes; Diversisporales; Gigasporaceae. The record is from the annotation of a GenBank genome assembly.
AUGUCAACUUCUUCAAGGUUAAUUUGUGAUAACAUAGAAAACGCAAAUCUUGUUCCUGAAGAUUUACUCUCAGAUGGCAUUGUUAAUGGGGUUUUAUUAAAAAAAUAUCACAAACCAAUCUUUAACGUCAUUAAGAAUUAUAAUUGUAUUAAUGAACUAUAUUCGUAUGAUUCUGAUAUAUUUAAAGUUAAAUUAGAUAAUUACCAGAAGAAAUUUAUCGAUUUACGUAUUAAGCACGGAUAUGCGACCAUGCAAAAUCUUCGGAAUGAUGAUAAGAAAUUUUACAACGCACUAGGUUCUUUUUUAACACAAUUGGAAUUGGUUUGGAAAAUGCCGUUAUAUCAACAAAAAUCACCUAAUCUUAAUGAAAGAUCAUACACACAUCAAGUCGUCAAGAAUUGGGGUCAUUCAGGACCAAGUCGACUUCCUGAU